GCGUUUCAGGUGCGCUGUAGCCGUUGCGUUGUCUAGAUUCUUUGUACCAUUCCUGGCAUACCAAUAACAGCCAAACUCCUCAUAUUUACGGACCAAAAUCCGUCCUAAUUAUCCCCAGAAUCGGCGCAGGGCCCCGCAGUAAUAUUUUUGUGUUUUAGGCUAAAUAUCCGUUAGAAUGUGAGCAAUGUGUCCACAAUUCCUCCAAUACUUUACAUACUUGUCAUGCUUGCUGUUACGAAGUUCUGACGACUGACAUCGUCGGCGGGUCUCGGUCUUGCCUCAAUUUCGAACGGGCUUUUCGCGAAAAUUUUCUCUGCUUUUUUUUGCUCUUUGAUCGGGUGGAAAACGCGUGUUUACCAUUGGGUCGAUCGAUCCGACCAGCGAGUGAAUUGUGAAAUUGUUGUGCUGGACAUGUUGUGCGCUCGCUGACCGUUUCUUAUUAUGAAUCGACACUUUGUUUACAACAAUCGACAGUGGUGUUUGUUUGGGGUGCCGUUUGUGCAAUGAUUUUGAUCGACAGUGAACGGUGGUGACUGUGACGUCUGCCGACGGACUAUUUGGAUUAUAACCACCUGUUCAUAACACCAAACGGGGGAUGUAUUUAGGCAACGUGGUUUCAGCCGGCACCAUUUCCUCGCCGUGGACGCCCGUCACCGGCCCGCCCGCCGACUCCAACGGCGCGGGUCCGGAUACAAAGAAUCUAGAUGUUGGAGACGUCAGCGAUGAUGAAAAGGAUAUGACAGCGGCAGAUGCUGAAGGAGUAUGGAGUCCGGAUAUCGAGCAGAGUUUUCAGGAAGCGUUAGCUAUAUAUCCUCCGUGCGGUCGACGGAAAAUCAUAUUAUCAGACGAAGGAAAAAUGUAUGGUCGGAACGAACUCAUAGCGCGAUAUAUCAAAUUAAGGACUGGAAAAACACGUACAAGAAAACAAGUCAGUUCACACAUACAGGUUUUGGCCAGGCGAAAACUGAGGGAAAUCCAAGCCAAAUUGAAGGUAGACCAUGCAGCCAAGGAGAAGGCUCUGCAAACGAUGUCGAGCAUGUCAAGUGCGCAGAUAGUGUCAGCUACUGCAAUGCACAGCAAGUCAGCAGGUCUGAGUCUUGGUCUAACUCCCCCCGUCUCCUAUACUGGAGCGCAGUUCUGGCAGCCGGGCUUGCAACCAGGAACCAGUCAAGAUGUUAAACCGUUUACACAGUCGUCGUAUCCUGCUGGCAAGCCUGCGACAGCAGUCUCUGCAGGAGACGUUGGACCGCUGCAAACAGCCCCACCUCCGGUCUGGGAAGGUCGGGCCAUAGCCACACAUAAACUUAGACUUGUUGAAUAUUCGGCCUUUAUGGAAUCGCAAAACAGAGACGAAGCAUAUCAGAGGCACUUAUUCGUUCAUAUAGGCGGCCCGGCUUUAUCAUACACCGAUCCCUUGCUUGAGGCGGUGGACGUCCGACAAAUCUACGACAAAUUCCCGGAGAAGAAAGGAGGUUUGAAGGAACUGUACGACAAAGGACCCCAGAACGCCUUCUUCCUUGUCAAAUUCUGGGCUGAUUUGAAUUCCAAUAUUCAAGACGAGGCUGGUGCCUUUUACGGUGUGACGAGUUCGUACGAAAGUAACGAAAAUAUGACCAUCACAUGUUCGACGAAAGUGUGUUCGUUUGGUAAACAAGUGGUGGAAAAGGUGGAGACGGAAUACGCCCGUUACGAAAACGGCCGAUUCGUUUAUAGGAUCCACCGAAGUCCCAUGUGCGAAUAUAUGAUCAAUUUCAUACACAAACUCAAACAUCUACCCGAAAAGUACAUGAUGAACAGCGUCUUAGAAAAUUUCACCAUACUACAGGUGGUGAGCAAUCGAGACACGCAAGAGACCUUACUGUGUACGGCGUACGUGUUCGAGGUGUCGACGUCAGAACACGGCGCCCAACAUCACAUCUACAGGCUUGUAAAAGACUAGCGGAAUCAAGGGCGAAAAAAAUCCCUUCACUUCAGUGCCUACACCCUCACAAUACUAGUAUUAUUAUUGGUUACAUACGUUAGAAAGUAGCUAGGUAAAUUACAAAACGAAAUUGCCAUUUGAUGAUAUAUCAUGUAAAGCUAUCUCUUGAAAUUUGAGUUGCCCUUACGUAAACUUGAGUUGAGUUCUGCUUUUGUGGUAUAAAGUACUGUAGGAAAAGUUAUAUAUUUUUUGUUUUAUAUAUUAUAGGUUUAUUUCUCGUCGUACUUUAGUUUAAGGUUUUGAUAUUUUAUCAUGUUUUACUCAGAUUUGGAAAUAUCUGCACAUAUCCGAAGUCGCAGCUAUUCAUUGAUUUUGGUUUAGUGACUAAUGUUGCUAAACACUUAUUUAUUGCUAGAACAACAAAAUUUACUUAGUUAAGUUACUUACUUUGGAUACUUGAGAUACCUUGAAUUUAUAAAGUUUGCUAUUUGUGAUGAUAAUUUUUAACAUUUUAUAUAGAUUUUUAUAAUAUUUAAAAUACCCAGUAUUUUAAUUGUAAUCAUUAAAGUUUUUCGCCAAUUAAUAAUUUAGCUUUAUGAGGUGUCUUCACAGAACACAGUCGAUGACGUGACUUAAAAUUAAUACAAUUAAUUUUAGUGUUGUUGUGAAAACACCACGGCCUUUGUGUUCAAUUUGGCUAUUUUGGAGCCAAUUAGACAAUAGAAAAACUAUUGUUAAACUUUCUGAGUGAACUUUCUUUCAUUUGCAUCGUGCAAUUUUGAAAAAUUACAUAGAAAACGUGGUAAUUGAAACGAUAUUAUGUAAUUUUAUGAUACAAGUGGCAAUGUUUUUGAUCUCUGAUUUAAUCUUUCGCAAAUUGUUUGAUUUAAGUCGGCAAUUUUGGUAGCUUAUAUUUUGUUAUUAUAUAAGAUUAAUUUUUACAUUUACUCAUUUCUAUUUACAUUUUUUCUUUUUCAUUAAACGUAACAGACUUUUAUUGCACUGGCACAAAAGAUUAUCUUCCAUGAAGAUAAAACUUCGUUCAGGCUAUGAUUUUUUGAUCAUUGUUACUUAAUUGCUAGACUUAACUUUAACAUAAAAACCCUAGGUAAGAAAAAACAUUACAUAUGAACAAUAAUUAUUGUAAAUUAUCAUUUGUACUCUAAUGAAAGAUCUAUUUUAAAAAUAAAGUGUCAGUGUAAAAAGUAAAAUUGUAUAUAUUUCUAAAAAAUAUGGCGGCUAUAAAUAUUUUUAUCGUCUUACUGUAAGGUUCUUUAUAAAGUGUGCUAUAUUUAAUGAAGUUUUUUUAUUCAUAUCUGGAAAUGCCAUAUCAUGGAAAUUAUUGAAUCUUAUACUUUGCUCUGUAUGUGUACAGUAUUUUAAAUCAUGUUUAUAAUUUGUAUGGAAAUUAUAAUAAUUGAUAAAAACAG
Tribolium castaneum (red flour beetle) is the source of this 3351-nucleotide messenger RNA. It is a transcript of the gene scalloped, whose product is annotated as scalloped. NCBI's taxonomy places the organism in Eukaryota, Metazoa, Arthropoda, Insecta, Coleoptera, Tenebrionidae. Bases 596 to 1939 code for a protein of 447 amino acids. The transcript is spliced from 11 exons. The record is from RefSeq and is a predicted model, not a curated record. Gene Ontology annotation, cellular component: transcription regulator complex. Gene Ontology annotation, biological process: regulation of transcription by RNA polymerase II; hippo signaling; embryonic organ development. Gene Ontology annotation, molecular function: DNA-binding transcription factor activity, RNA polymerase II-specific; RNA polymerase II cis-regulatory region sequence-specific DNA binding.